Messenger RNA from Racocetra fulgida, 3702 nucleotides. The record is from the annotation of a GenBank genome assembly. NCBI's taxonomy places the organism in Eukaryota, Fungi, Glomeromycota, Glomeromycetes, Diversisporales, Gigasporaceae.
AUGUCUCGACCUUCAACCGUCGAAAUUCAAUCUAUUCGUGAUGGUAAAGCUUCAAUAGAACACCAGAUAGAUAUUCAUGAAAGUCGUCAAUUAUUAUCUCUUGCAAAUGUGUUAGAUGGAUUACAAUAUGUUAUGAACUAUCGCCUUAAAGGCGGUAGACUUCCAAACUUGGAUUUUGAAAUAAUGAAACGUUUAUGUGAAGGACUAUUAUUAAAUAUGUCCUAUAUGGAGGGUGGAUUGCUAAAACGAAAGAUGACCCUGGAGGCUAAUAGAGCUUUCAUCCUCUUUGGAGAAUUUAUGGAAGAAGUGGAAGAAUUUCGUCAAGCUGUUCGUGAAAAAAAUGUUUCCGAUCUUUAUCACGCUCUUAAACUUCAUCGUCGAUGUAAAGAUGUUGAUCCAGCAGUCAAACAAUCUGUAUUUUCGGAUUGGCGUGAAUUAGUAAAAGAUGAAGAACAAGGUGAUGUUGAAAAAUUGAUCAAAGAGUUCACGGAUGUAAUUAAGAAACCUAGAAUGCCAUCACUUCAUGGCGUUGCAUUACCUCCUCCAUUAUUGAAAAUGUUUCGCACAUCAUUAACUGAUGGCUUACCCGCAACCGAAAUACCAGUGCUAUUGAAACACUAUGGAUCUAAUCAACUACCUAAACCUCCAAAAACUUCUAUCCUUAGUAUGCUACUUAAUCAAUUAAAAGAUUUUAUGGUAUUAAUAUUGAUAGCUGCGGCAAUUGUUACUGCGGCGUUAGGUGACUUUAAGGAUAUGGGUGUACUGUUAUUUGUCAUCGUUCUUAAUACCAUAAUCGGAUUUACACAAGAAUACAAAGCAACAAAAGCUUUAGAGGCUUUACAAAAACUAUCUGUUCCAAAAGCUCAAGUAGUGCGUGAUGGUCAACAAAUGAUUAUUGAUUCCUCACAACUUGUUCCGGGUGAUAUAGUUGUUCUUGAAGAAGGUGAUGCAGUUCCUGCUGAUGUGCGUAUUGUAGAAUGUUCAAAUUUAGAAGUUAUCGAAUCAAUCUUGACUGGAGAAAGUCUUCCGGUCAGCAAAAAUACUAAAAAAAUUUGGACAGCGACAAGGCAUCAUCCAUUAGGUGACUGCAAGGGAAAUGCAUUCAUGUCAACUACAAUUGCCAGAGGUCGUGUGGCUGUUACAACUGUAACAAUGGCUAUCGGUGUUCGUCGAAUGGCAAAACGUAGUGCAAUAGUAAGAACUUUGCCAGCUGUAGAAACACUUGGCAGUGUUACUGUUAUUUGUUCAGAUAAAACAGGUACCCUUACCGAAGGAAAAAUGGGUCCAAUAGAGUUAUGGACUGCAAAUGAUUCAUUAUAUACCUUCACAAAGCCAACUUCUAUGGAUCCAAAUGAGGGUGAUAUUUUAUUCCUUUCCGCAAAGCAUAAUCAAAAGGGCUUUGAAUUACAUGAUGACUCAAUACAAUCGCAAAAAUCGGAUAAAAUGGUUUACAAGUCAUUAAAUCCUAAAGAAGUUCCAAGAAAUCCACAAAAUGUGCCACCACAUUUGAUGACCGCAUUAAUGGUUUCUUGUCUAUGUAAUAAUUCUUCUGUCAUCCAAGAAAAUGAUGGUGAAUGGAAAGGAGUUGGUGAUCCAACUGAGGUAGCACUGUUACUCGCAGCACAAAAAGGUGGACUGCCAAAGGGUUACUGGGAGAAAGAUUGCGGAUUCGUUAAAAUUCAUGAAAAGGCGUUUGAUAGUGAACGUAAAAUCAUGAGUGUUGUUUAUAAGAUUGAAGAUUCUACAUUAUUAGGACAUUCAAAGCCAACAAAACUAGUACUUGUUAAAGGAGCACCAGAGGAAUUGCUUCGAAAGUGUACACAUCAUCUACCAGAAGUUGAGUCAACGGAAAUAGAUUUACCAUUUGAUAUAAUUUUUGGACAAAAAGAAAGAUGUCAACCGAAAGAAUUAUCAGAUAAUUUUAUUGACAUUGUUUCGGAUCAAACUUUUAAAAUAGUUUAUGAUGAUAUAUCUUCGUCGUCUAGAAUUUCUCAUGAUUCUGAGAAAAGUCAAGACACUCCAACUGUUAAUCCUUUAUUCGAUGAGACAGAUUUAACAUUUGUUGGUCUAAUCGGACUAAUAGAUCCACCUAAAAAAGCAGUCAAAGAGUCCAUUCGUAAAUGUAAGGAGGCUGGAAUUCAGGUUAUAAUGAUAACUGGUGAUCAUAUAGCUACAGCCACAGCAAUAGCCAAAGACAUUGGCAUUAUCGAACCGGGAGAUCCGAAUACGUUUGACCUGCUUUCCGAGCAAGCAAUAAAAGAAUUGAAUCCAUUUCCAAGUGUUUUUGCACGCGUUAGUCCUGAUAACAAACUUAAGAUCGUUCAAGCUUUACAAAGCCUUGAAAAUUCAGUAGCCAUGACUGGUGACGGAGUUAAUGAUGCACCUGCAAUUAAAGCUUCAGAUAUAGGAAUUGCUAUGGGAGUAAGCGGCACGGAAAUAACAAAACAAGCAGCAGAUAUUGUUCUAGCAAAUGAUGAUUUUUCAACAAUUGUUAUAGCGGUAGAAGAAGGCAGACAAGUGUUUGACAACAUUCUUAAAUUCAUAGUAUAUCUAUUAACUGAUGUACCACCUGCAAUGUCACUUGGUAUAGAGCCGGCAGAAGGAGAUUUAAUGAGACGUAAACCAAGAGAUCCAAAUUCAGGUGUACUUAACAUUUACACGACCUCAAUUUUAUUAAUGCAAGCAUCGGUAAUGGCAUUAGCAACAUUUGGAGUAUACAAAAUUGGAUUAUCAAUAGAACAUAUGGAUCUAAAAGACGCACAAUCUUUGGCAUUUGUUACAUCCUGUCUAAAAGAUUCUUCAAUAAUAAUCGGUAUUGAGAUGCUAAAACCUGAAUUCAGUCAAAACCCUUCUACCGCCUUCUCAACCACUCCAUCUUCGUUUAACAACACAACAAACCAAAUUUUUCCUUCAAAAAUAAAGGCCAUCUGGACCGAAGAAUUGCAUAAUCCUACGACUGCCGAUGUUAGAUUUGUUAUUGGUGACCAUGAAUUAUUCGCAAGUAGUUCUAUCCUUGCGAAAAGAUCUAAAUAUUUUAAAGAUAUAUUUGAUGAAAUGAAACGUGAUACAAAAUGUGAAAUUAAUGAAAAUUUCGGCAUUCGUGAAAAAGAAAAAUCCGGUAUUGGUGAAAGUGAUGAGAAACUCUCCAUUCCGGAUGAUGAAGAAAGCUGGUCUUUUGAUGACACUCUUUCAAUAGUUUCUACAACUUCAUCUAAUGAAACCGUAUUCACUUCUUCCUCUAAACCUUCUUCCUUUAAAUCCCGUGAUUUCUGUUAUGAAUUAGUAAUCUCUGAUUUUCCAUACCACUCAGUUCUCCAAUUACUUCAAUUCUUAUACACCGAUGAUCUACCUUUCACUGAUAAAGUUUCUUCUUUCCCCUUCUCCGAUGAAAUAUAUUCCCUAUAUGGUAUCGCUGACAAAUACCAAAUACUUGACCUAAAAUCACAUCUCAAAAAACUUAUUCUCUGUAAUCUUAAAUUGGAAACUUGUGCUGAAAUGUUAUUCAAACACGUUUGGAAAUGGCCUGAAUUAAAACGUGUUGUUAUGCCAUUUGUAGUAAAGUACUUUGCAAAAAUUAAGUGUACGCAAGGUUAUUUAAAUAUAGUAGAAAAGUGUAAAUGUGGGGAAGGUGAGAAUGAGUUUCCAACGUUCUAUGAAUUAAAUUUUGAGAUUUUAAUGGCAACAUUUUCAUGUUCUUGUUAA